This is a messenger RNA of Nezara viridula (southern green stink bug), 252 nucleotides long. Lineage: Eukaryota; Metazoa; Arthropoda; Insecta; Hemiptera; Pentatomidae. The record is from the annotation of a GenBank genome assembly.
AUGGAAAGCAAAAGGCAGCAAGUGGCGGCAGGUGCCUGGUUUUUGCUGGUGCUAUUGUCGAAGCACACGUGUGCUGCCCUUCCAGAUUCCCACGGGCAGCUAAUCAGCGGGCAGGUCUCGAACCCGGCGGUGGUAGCCUCGCUAACUGAGAUUGGAGGCAGCGGUUUGGAGGCGAGAAGGGCCCGUUUGCCCGCUCCAGCAAUUGCUUCCACGCUGCCGAGUAAAUCACGUUCCUUGCCUAAUCAUUCUUGA